AUGGAUGAUUAUAUAAAUGAGGAUUUAGCUAUAAAGCAUAAAGCUUGGGAUCUUCACUUCAAAGAUAAAAGAAGAAAUAAUAAAUUUAAAUAUUCAAAAAUAAAAAAUAAAAAAUACAUUGUGAAGUGGAUAAAACAAAAGGACAACGAAAAUUUAUUUGAAAGAUGGCUCCAAAUAAAAACAUUAAAUGAGAAUUAUAAUUCAGAAGAGGAAAGAGAAAAAGAAGAAGCAAAAAAAAAAAUAGACGGAAAUGUACUUAGUAUAAACAAUGAAAAGAGAAAAAGUUGUAGAUUAAAUUUACAAAAUAUUCUGAAAGAAAAUACCGUAAAAAUAAGCUACGUUGAUCCUCCCAGUGAUUUAUCAUCUGAAGAAAUUGAAAAUGAUAAAAAUAUCUAG
This is a messenger RNA of Plasmodium relictum, 396 nucleotides long. RefSeq names its product conserved Plasmodium protein, unknown function. Bases 1 to 396 code for a protein of 131 amino acids. Lineage: Eukaryota; Apicomplexa; Aconoidasida; Haemosporida; Plasmodiidae. The record is from RefSeq and is a predicted model, not a curated record. The transcript has 5 exons.